Messenger RNA from Suricata suricatta (meerkat), 1895 nucleotides. It is a transcript of the gene DECR2, whose product is annotated as 2,4-dienoyl-CoA reductase 2. Lineage: Eukaryota; Metazoa; Chordata; Mammalia; Carnivora; Herpestidae. The transcript is spliced from 10 exons. The coding region runs from base 229 to 1107 and encodes 292 amino acids. Gene Ontology annotation, biological process: fatty acid catabolic process. Gene Ontology annotation, molecular function: 2,4-dienoyl-CoA reductase (NADPH) activity. The record is from RefSeq and is a predicted model, not a curated record.
CCUAGCGGGAGGAGCGUCACGGGAAAGGCGCCGGCCGCGGCGGGCAGGGCGUCCCGGGGGGAGCGUGGAGGCGGCUGUGGGCAGGCCCUGCGGGCACUCCGGAUCUGGAUCCCCGCGAGUGCGGAGCGCCAACUGCUCUACCGCGUGGGGUUUCUCGGAGGCUCCGCUGCUGCCGAAUCGCGGGUGGGUCCCUGCUGUCCUCGCCGCCCCUAACCCGCGCCGAGCGCCAUGGCCCAGCCGCCGCCCGACGUCAGUGAGGACGAGUGUCUCCCCGAGUACCGCCAUCUCUUCUGCCCAGACCUACUCCGGGACAAAGUGGCCUUCAUCACCGGUGGUGGCUCCGGGAUCGGGUUCCGAAUUGCUGAGAUUUUCAUGCGGCACGGCUGCCACACAGUCAUCGCCAGCAGAAGCCUUCCAAGAGUGUCACUGGCUGCCAGAAAGCUGGCUGCUGCCACCGGCCAGCGGUGCCUGCCUUUGUCUCUGGAUGUCCGAGCUCCCCCGUCCAUCGCGGCCGCCGUGGACCAGGCGCUGAAGGAGUUUGGGAAAAUUGACAUUCUCAUUAACUGUGCGGCUGGAAACUUCCUGUGCCCGGCCAGCGCAUUGUCCUUCAAUGCCUUCAAGACCGUGAUGGACAUUGACACCUUGGGCACCUUCAACACGUCUCGUGUGCUUUACGAGAAGUUCUUCUGGGACCAUGGAGGCGUGAUCGUGAACAUCACUGCCACCCUGGGUACCCGGGGGCAGGUGCUCCAAGUGCACGCGGGCUCCGCCAAGGCUGCUGUGGAUGCGAUGACACGGCACUUGGCUGUGGAGUGGGGUCCCCAGAACGUCCGCGUCAACAGCCUCGCCCCUGGCCUCGUUAGCGGCACAGAGGGCUUCUGGCGGCUCGGUGGCCCCCAGGCCAGUGUCAGCACGAAGGUUCUGGCCAUCCCCCUGCGGAGGCUGGGCAACAAGACGGACGUUGCCCACAGCGCGCUGUACCUGGCCAGCCCUUUGGCCUCCUAUGUGACGGGUGCGGUGCUGGUGGUUGACGGCGGGGCGUGGCUGACACUCCCUAAUGACAUCAAGUUACUGGCAGAUUUGGAGUCCUUCUCUGCUAAGCUCUAGGUGGCCUUGUUGAUGGGCACAGGCCUUCUGUGGCGUGCUUGCCAACAGGCGCUGAAUGGCUGAAGCAAAUGAGGCAUUCUAUAGGGAAUCUUGUCCACAGCCCCUCUUGGGACACCUCCCGCGGCGCCCUUCCCGGGACCUGCCUCCCACUCCCAGAGAGCACCAAGCCCGAGCGCCCCGGCGGCACCCAGAGCAGAGACUGGCCUCUCCUCCGGGAACCGCGUCCACAUCCCCUCCCCACGGCCCCAUCUCCCGUGCUGGGGCGCGAGUGACCCACAACACACGGGUGUCCCUAGGGGUCUUUCCAGAGCUCCCCUGGGAGUGGGGGUGCAGCCGAGAUACCGCCCCGCCUCGGCCUGGCCCAGGAGGCCUCGGUGUUCCUACCCGUGUCCUGGGGUGCCCCAAGGUGGCCCUGCUCAAAAAGUGGGGCAUUUCAGGCUCCCAAUCAUCCCUUCCUUACUCUUCCGUUUUGGGAUCUCACUUCGCAAAGGGAAGCCAAACCAGGGAGGCCAGAGAAGCAGGUUUGGCCGCUCCUACCCCAGGUCUGGCAGCACGGGCUGGGUUGCUUCCCACCUGUCAUUUGCUGGGACGUCCUGGUGGACUUAGUCUUCUGCCGUUCAGGGACUGACUUCCUGGGUCCUCCGGCUGGCAUUGUCAUUAUCAGCACUUCCCUAGGCCCAGAGGGAUCAGGAAAUUCUGGCCUCGGGCACUUGCGGGGCUCAGUCAGUGCAGUGUCAGACUCUUGAUUUCGGCUCAGGUCUGGAUCUCACGGUUUGUGGGAUCCAGUG